Oppiella nova is the source of this 545-nucleotide messenger RNA. The record is from the annotation of a GenBank genome assembly. NCBI's taxonomy places the organism in Eukaryota, Metazoa, Arthropoda, Arachnida, Sarcoptiformes, Oppiidae.
CGGUGCUGGCGGUGGUGAUACUGGUGCUGCACAUGCUCUACCAGUUCGCCCGAUAUAUACUUGACUUUACUGGGGAACGGGUGCUCUCGAGCUGCCAUAUUGACGAUAUCAUAGACCUGAGCCCGAUGGUAGACUGGACUCAAACGCAACAACAGCCGCCCCCACCACCACCGCAACAGCCUGUCCACAGCCAUCCCAACUCAUCGCACAUAGAAAUAGCGGCUAAGGCCUACCUCGAGACCAAUGUCCGCUAUUACCUGCAAAAUGUCAAUAAUAACACCGGUGCCGAUCAGCACCAGAAGUCGAGCACCGGUACCACCAGUGCUAAUAGGAAUGCGGCCACAGAUUUCAUUGUGAGUAUCCGCGAUAUUUUUAAAGGCAUUCCCCGUAAACUGUGUUCCAUAUGUAGGAGCCCUUUGGGUCUCGCGUGCGACAGAUGUUUUCAUCUGUGCCAUGGCAUCAGUAGCACCAGCAGUACCAGAGCACAGGCAUCAUCAUCAUCAUCAAUGCCAUGGCAGGCCUACCCAUACAUCUCCAACUCCUUC